CAGAAUCCCUAUAAAAGCAAAAAACUACAGACGAAAUUCAUUCUAUUCCAGAAACUUCCACAAUCAUCAUGUACACCAAACUUUUCGCUCUCUUCGCCCUCUUGGCCGCUGCCAACGCAAGUGCAAUCUUCUACCCUCAGACCAAAAUCGCGGAUGUUGCUGUCGCAAAAACCAGCAUUGUUGGCCCUGCCGGUAACAUUACCAAGGAAGAACACGUGCCAGUGAUCACCCACGAGCCCGCUGCCUUCGUCGCCAACCCCGUAUUCCGUUACCUCCAGCACCCCGUAGUUCUAGGAGGCGAUGCUGUAGUUCACCAACACGAAGUCUCCGUUGUUCAUCCCCCAGUCCUCCCUUUCCACCCCGUCGUCCACCAUGAGGUGCCCGUGGUCCCAACUGUCCCACACAAUGUCGUGCUGAAGACAAUCCCACACACUCUCCCAUACGCUGCCCCCUUCACAUACACUCCUCACUUUUACAGCGUCGUUAAUCCCAUCAAGCUUGUAAAAUAGAUCAAUUUUGUGACUGAUUUCGGGUGUUUUAAAUAAAAAAUUAAGGGCAA
Molecule: messenger RNA, 559 nt
Organism: Tribolium castaneum (red flour beetle)
Lineage: Eukaryota; Metazoa; Arthropoda; Insecta; Coleoptera; Tenebrionidae
Exons: 2
Coding region: 69-509 (146 amino acids)
Source: RefSeq, a predicted model, not a curated record